Messenger RNA from Onychostoma macrolepis, 3784 nucleotides. It is a transcript of the gene golim4a, whose product is annotated as golgi integral membrane protein 4a. The record is from RefSeq and is a predicted model, not a curated record. Gene Ontology annotation, cellular component: Golgi apparatus; Golgi membrane. The transcript has 16 exons. The coding region runs from base 296 to 2362 and encodes 688 amino acids. NCBI's taxonomy places the organism in Eukaryota, Metazoa, Chordata, Actinopteri, Cypriniformes, Cyprinidae.
GGGGCGGGAUUUCCUUCAGCUUCAUCGCUGGAUGAUCUGCUGCAGCUCUAGGUGACACGUAACGAAAGGUGCGAUUAGGCCGCUCUAAACUUCAGAUAAUUCAUAAAAAGACUGCUUUUCAUUAUGUAAAAAACUCAACAGAGCUUCGACUAAGCACGAGGAUCGACUACAAUCGUAUUCGUCACUUUUUUUUAAUCUGUUGAAUGUCUUUGGAAAACUUGGCGAAGCGUGAGACUUUUGUAAACAUUUCAGAUACACAAGUCGCACGAGCAACUGUCCACGAAUAUAAUGUUUCAUGAGGAAUCUCGGAGAGGACGGAGUUGUUUCUAUACUGAAGAGUGAAGAGAAAAUCAUUCCCUGGAAAGUUUCUGUGGAAUCCAGGAGAGGAGGGAACAUGGGCAACGGCGUGUGCUCCAGGAAGCAGAAGAAGAUUUUCCAGUCUCUGCUGCUGGUCACGGUGGUGUUUGGGAUGAUCUAUGGUGGGAUGUUUUCUUACGAGAUGCACAGACAGCUGAAGAGGACAGAAGAGAUGGCCGUGAAAUACCAGCAGCACCAGGAGUCUCUUUCCGCUCAGCUUCAAGUUGUGUACGAGCAUCGCUCCAGGUUGGAGAAGUCUCUUCAGAAGGAGCGGCUGGAGCAUAAAAAAGCCAAAGAUGAUUAUCUUAUGUAUAAAAUAGAGGCUCAGCAAUCUGUCAACAAAGAAAAGCAAGAUGCCGGCGUCAGAUUCAAUUCUCUGCAUUCCCAGCAUCAGAUUUUGAAGAACCAGCAUGAUGACCUAAAAAAGCAGUAUUAUGAACUACAAGAGCGACAUCAACUACAAGAUGAUGAACACAACAAGGCAUUAGAUGAACAUAAACAGAGACUCGACCAGCUUCAUCAGACUAAAGAGUCUGAGAUUUCUAAGCUCAAAGACAAUGUAUAUAAUCUACGUGAGGAGAACAAGCAGCUGAGAAAAGCUCAUCAGGAAGUCUAUGUGCAGCUUCAGGACACCAGGCAACAGCACAAGAACUUAAAAUCUGCCCACGACCAGCUUGUGUUGACCCUGGAGGACCACAAGAGUGCGCUAGCUGCGGCCCAGGUUCAGGUGGAUGAAUAUAAACAGCUGAAGGAAACACUCAAUAAGAUGCCCAGUCUGAGACAUGCUGCAGGACAGCCUCAGGCGCAUGUAGACGCACAGCCCAUCCAGAACAGGAAUGCAGAAGAGCUCCAUCAACCCCAGGACGCUCAGCCAGAGGCGGGUAAACAUGACGAGGUUGAGAAGCCUCAGCCACACCACAGGGAGGAGGAUGGAGAAAUGGGAGGAGCCGAGGAGAGGAGGAGAGAGCUGGCAGAGGAGGAGAUGGAGCAGGCCGGGCAGCCACAGAAACUGGAGGAGGAGUUUGAUGUGGCGCAUAAUGAAGUAGAGGAGGAAGAGCCACAGGCCAACCAACCAGAUGAAAACGCACUGGAGAGGGAGCAACAUCACGCUCAUGAGGUGGCGCCAGCUGAGGCUCAUGCGCAGCAUGCACAGGUGGAGCGGGUGAAGUCAGCGUACGAACAGCAGAAGGAGCAGCAGCGUCUGGCUGCACAGCUGGCGGAGGAGCGCAGACAGCUGCACCUGCGUCAGGAGGCCCUGCAGAAACAGCAGCUGGAGCAGCAGAAGGAGAGAGAGGAGAGGCUGCGUCUGCAGAGAGAGAGAGAGCAACAGCAGAACAGAGAAGCUGAUCUCAAAGAGCAACAACUCCGGCAAGAAAUGCUCCGGAAAAAGGCACAGUAUGAAAACAUAGAUACUGAUAUAGUCCAGGGAGAAGAAGAGCCACAGAUAUCUGAGGAGAAAGAGGAGAAUGUGCACCAUGAGGAGCCGAGGCAAGAUGAAGCAGAGCAUGUUCAUCAUGAAGAUGAGCAUCCUGUAGAAGCAGAUGUGGAUCCGGAGGACGACCCCAACAACCAGGGGGAGGAUGAGUUUGAGGAGGCGGAGCAGCAGCAGCCCCAUGAGGAAGAGGAGGAGGAAGAGGCAGCACCUGUUGGCCACCCUGACAUGCACCUGGCCGUAGAGAAUCAACACCAGCCGCCCGCCGAUGAACAGCUGGUGAUGGCUGGAAACCCAGACCAACAGGAAGAUGCUCUGGAUGAGCAGUACCAGGAGGAUGGAGAUGAUGAGGCUCAGGAUGAGCUGGUAGAUAAUCAGAAGCGUGAGGUGGUGCGGGAGGAAGAGGGAGACCCGUAUAAUGAGGAGAAUGGAGAACAGGAUGAGGCCAGAGAUCAGGAUGUAGCGGUGAAGCAGGAUAAUCAGCCCGCCCUGCAUCCCAAUGAGGAGAACUACGAAGAUGAGGAGGAAGAAGAAGGCAACGGUGAUAAACCCAAUCGCAGGGCAGAAAUGUGAUGUGAUUGAAAAGAAGGACAGCCAGUCGCUGCCAGCUGUUUGGAUUGGGUUUCCCACCCAAUAUUCUCAAACAUUGUGCCGGAAACGGUUCCGUUGGGUCCUGAUGAAUAGUAAACCGGUUUCACUUCCGGUCUGUGUGACUCUGAAACCGAGAUCCACCAAAACGCCCAACCACUUACAGACCAAACGCCCUGCUGUCUGCCUUUACUGUACGUCUGUCUAUCGUUUCUUGUGAAUAAGUUCCAUUUAAAUGCUCUCAUAUCUUGCAUUUGAUUUCUUCGACUGGACUGCGAAUCUGAAAGCACAGAUUUUAACCACCAGAAACUCUUGCACUGAAAGUUUUGCCAAGUGCCAUUUUUGGUUACUUGUGCUCCACAUGCAAGAUAUAUUCCAUCUUUGACAUGAAACAGCCUUAUUUUAAUAGUUUAGACUGAUUUUGAUGGACUGGCAGCAGUCACCAAUCAGCAUCGAAUCCUCACCUGGCCCCGCCCAAAUUUAUGGUGUUAAUUCAUCCAUCUUGUUGAUGAAUAAUUCAGGAUGGGUUUGGCAAGAUGCUUGGGUCAAUAGAUGAACUAAAUGAAUGUUUACAUGUAAUUCAAGCUGAGAACUGUAGCUGUCGAAUGCUCAAGUUUUUUUUAAAGUUACUGUAUGUGUUUAUUAACCAUAGUUGAAUUAUAUGCUGCCUAGACGUGAACCAAAAUCAUUCAGUUAAAGACUGAUAUUCAUCUGCUUUUCACCAAGUGCCUCAUAGAGUUUAUAAGAGAAAAAUGUUACCUAUCUUGCCAGGAUGAAUCAGUUCCUGACAUCUUUGUCGAAUGUCUCUGUUAUGGAAACACAUUUUUUUUUGGUUUGUUUGUUUUUGGUCUGUCAACAACUAUUCUAGUAUAAACUAGUACAAGUGUUACUGGACCUGGUUCUCUAAGUCUCACUGUUAGACUUUAACAUGAGACAUCAGACAGCAGAAAAAUUAAUGCCACAUUGAAAUGAGAAUUAAGGAGACAAUAUUCAGAUGUAAAUUUUUAAUAUGUGAUGGGUAAACAAAAUUGCUGGAAUAGCUUACUCAAAAUGAUUUGUUCUGAAUGUAUGCUAAAUCACUACAAUAUUGAAAAUUUUUAUUUAUUUUGUCUUGUUUUUUUUUGUUGUUGUUGUUUUUACAUACAUUAUAAAAAAUGAAAUAAUCUUUUGUCACUUUUGUUACGAUUUUUAGAUUUAUUAGCUGAUGUAAUAUUGGUAAUAAACAAGCUUUCCUGUUAAGUGUUCAGCUUUAAUAUUUUAUAUUUAAAAUAAAUAUCUAUAUGUGUAUAGUUUUUUUUUUUUCUCUCAAGUUUUGUAAAAGGAAGUCAAAUAUAACUAUUGUGAGAAAUAUUUUUGUGGCGUUUUGUUGAUAAUGGCCAUGUGAGCGAAAUAAAAAUGGGUGAAGGA